CUCGUAACGACCUUUUAAUUCGGCAGAACUACUCGGCGUCUCCGCAGUCGGAAUAAGGGCCCCUUCGAAGAAGCCAAAAGCCCCCCGCCGUGGAAAAGCAGAAAAAUGACCCCGCAACCCUGAUAUCAGAUGCAGUACCGUUCAUCUGAUAGUCAGGCCACACGGUACAGUCCCUCGUAUACUAGGGCAUAUUGCACAGUUCAUGUUGGCCGUGCACGGUACUGCCGUUCUUUGACUAAUCCAGGACACCAGCGACCGCCGAGUCAAAAAGUCUGGGUCUAACAUCACCUUAGAGAUCUUAAAAACGUCCUGUCCCUCAUCUCUCUCUACUCUCUUGUUCCCUCCUCCUUAUUGCUUUGCCUUUCUGCUGUGUAUUCAUUCGCCAUGGCGCCCGCGACCCUCAUGAUCGAUCCCAGUGACGACUUCGUCAUGCCUGUCACAAAGUCUGUCCAAUCUACCUCGCCACCCAAGCGAACCCUUCUUCUGGCGCCUCCUUCUCUUGCUUCCAAUUCCGACGCCCUCACAUCCGUCCUCGCCGAUUAUGAUCGCUCCGUCACCGAUCUCCAGAUGCUUGACCGUCUCUCCUUAGGAUUGGUCACACUACCUCCUUCCACCUACGAUCUUGUCUUGGUCCUAUCCGAUGCCUCUUCUAUGCUGGGCGAAUCCCUCGCUUUGAUGAACCGAACUGUCCUUGGUCCUGUCGCCGAGUCCCUCAAGCCUAGCGGUCGCCUACAGUCUCAAGAUGGCAACAGCCUGGAGGAGUCCACUUUGUCAAAGGAAGCGGUUUUGGCCGGGUUGAUAUCAUCGCGGGGUGGCUUUGAGAAACCCGAUUACGGUGAGAAUGACGGAGCCAUUACUCUGAAGUUUGGCAAGAAGAAAUCCCAGCCCGCUCCUCUCGCAGAUGGCUCUGUUCCUCUAAAUCUGAAGAGGAAGCCCGCUGAGGCGAAAUCGAAACCAGUGGUCCCCGCCGGCGUCGGCUUCAUCGAUCUUGAGGACGACCUUGACGACGACGACCUAAUUGAUGAGGAUACUCUCAUGACUGAAGCGGAUCUCGCGAGACCCAUCAAUAUCCCUGCCGAAUGUCAACCCAAGGCUGGCAAACGUCGUCGGGCCUGCAAGGACUGCACCUGUGGUCUGGCCGAACGUCUUGCUGCCGAAGACGCCGACAAACGCGCAACCGCCGACAAGAAACUUGAGAGCAUUAAGCUGGCAACAGACGACCUGGCCGAGAUCGACUUCACCGUGCAAGGUAAGGUCGGCUCAUGCGGCAACUGUUCCCUUGGCGACGCUUUCCGUUGUGACGGAUGCCCUUAUAUUGGCCUUCCUCCCUUCAAGCCAGGCGAAGAAGUUCGCCUGCUCAAUAACGAUGUGCAACUCUAAACUUUGACUUAUACACUCUUUCUCUCUUCAUGGACAACGACGGCGCAGCACUGCAGGCGUAAAUACAAGCUUUACUUGAUAGGUGGAUUGUUUGCUUUGGAACAUGGAACACGAUACACAGGCUGCAAGUCACAAGGAUCUCGGGGCAAGGUUUCACGGAGGGCUCUGAUCUAGAUACGGAGUUUGUCGGCGUAGGAUUACCAACUUAGAUGAUGACAAAAAUUGACUUGAUUCGCGAUAAUGAAUAUAAGGA
This is a messenger RNA of Fusarium oxysporum Fo47, 1633 nucleotides long. Its product is annotated as electron carrier DRE2. The record is from RefSeq and is a predicted model, not a curated record. Gene Ontology annotation, biological process: iron-sulfur cluster assembly. The transcript has 2 exons. Gene Ontology annotation, molecular function: iron-sulfur cluster binding. Gene Ontology annotation, cellular component: cytoplasm. Lineage: Eukaryota; Fungi; Ascomycota; Sordariomycetes; Hypocreales; Nectriaceae. The coding region runs from base 385 to 1380 and encodes 331 amino acids.